AUGAUUGAGGGUGGAUAUGGCGGUGGAGGUUAUGCAUCCAAUUAUUUUGGUAAUGAUGAAUUUUAUGGCUCGGGUUCCGGUGGUGGUCAAACCGCUGUCAAAUUUGAAGUGAAUGAUCUUUGGCACCGAGUUAUUGUGAGCGGUGCUGGAGGUGGCUGUGAUGAUAAUUUUGGAACGUUUAACAGUGAUAAUGACGGAUCUGGAGGUGCAGGAGGUAUUAUUGGUCAAGGAUGGUUUUUAAGUGGUGUAUAUAAUUUUAGUUAUUUAGCAAAUUCUACAUCAGGAUUCAGUUUUGGUUAUGGCGAAUCAGCUCAAAAACUUAAAUCUUUGAAUCCAAAAGGAGUUCAGACCUGUAGCGGUGACAGUGAUCGAGCAGGAGCUGGUUCUGGAUGGUUUGGUGGUUUUGAAAGCCACAAUGGACAAAGUGGUUCAGGAGGAGGAAGUUCAUGGGUUUUAUCUAAAGAUGCUAUUAUUCCUCAAGGAAAGAUUGAAGCAUUUGAUUCAUUCUACCAAAGCAUUGGAAAAUAUGAAUAUGCAUUUACAAAUUCAGAUUAUCUUUUUGAUCAUAUUUUCCAUACCUCCGGUGUUUGGGAAGGCAAUGGUAAACUUAUUAUCACUAUCCUCAACCACUGUAUUUUUAAUACAAAAUUCCUUUGUUAUCGACUCCAUAUUUUUAAUUUAUUUUUAUUUUCCAUUUCAAUCUACGAAAGUUAA
Messenger RNA from Trichomonas vaginalis G3, 714 nucleotides. Its product is annotated as glycine-rich protein family. NCBI's taxonomy places the organism in Eukaryota, Parabasalia, Trichomonadida, Trichomonadidae. The record is from RefSeq and is a predicted model, not a curated record. Bases 1 to 714 code for a protein of 237 amino acids. The transcript has a single exon.